AUGCGAUUAUUUGCUGGUGAUAUUCGCUCGCAUGCAACCGCCAGUGCUCUUUGGGGAACAUUGGAAUCUACAGUUGUCGCACUUUUUGAUCACCUAUAUUUUCCUGAAUCUUCGGAGUCUAACGACCUGCUUCCUAUAGCGAUGGACCCGAUCAUUCAAUUUUGGGAAUGGUGGAUCUUGCAGGAGUCGGCACGACGAACCGUCCUACUCACCUUCUAUUUCAUUCAGAUAUCUAAAGUGCUACAAGGAGAUAUUCCCGUGCACUGUGAUGGGAAGCUUGGGCUUAAGCAUGCCUGGUACAUGUCAGCACAUCUAUGGAACUCUCAAAGUGCGUUUGACUUCGCAGUGGCAUGGGCGGAGAAAGAGCAUUUUGUUAUCCGAGAUAUCGAUUUUACGGUAGCCCUAGAGGAGGCCCGUCCAGAUGAUGUAGAUAUCUUUGCUCGGAUGCUCAUGGUCACCAUAGUUGGUAUCGAUGCUGCGAAGGCAUGGUUCUAUGCAAGAGGCGCUAUCAUAUAUCACGGUGCCGCCGACCAGGCUCUGGCCAAUGCCGGCGAGAUGAAGCUGCCCAGCCUGUCGCCGAAGGAGGGCGACGACAGCUCGCUCAAGAUCAAGAUUAGACUGGACCUUCACGCCAAGGUCCGCCUGGAACUGGACGCGCAGAUAUACGGUGAUAUCACGAUUAGCCUGCUGCAAAUUCCACCAGCUAUGAUUUGCUAA
This is a messenger RNA of Penicillium canariense, 717 nucleotides long. RefSeq lists its product as uncharacterized. The record is from RefSeq and is a predicted model, not a curated record. Bases 1 to 717 code for a protein of 238 amino acids. NCBI's taxonomy places the organism in Eukaryota, Fungi, Ascomycota, Eurotiomycetes, Eurotiales, Aspergillaceae. The transcript has 2 exons.